ACAGGAACAAGUCUUUGAUUGAUCACAAGGAACAAUUCUUUUUUUUUUCUUCUUCUUCUUCUUCUUCUGUUUACUUCAACUGUACAAAGAUUCUUAAAAGGAGGAGUAAAACAAGAAGCCGAAGAAGAAGAUCCAAUUAAACCUGUAUCUAAUCUUUUCUCUCUCUCUACCUCUAUUUCGAUGGCGGAGGGCGAAGAGAAGAACGGGAUUAUUGAUUCGAUGCCUUUGUUCGCUAAGGAGCUUAUUGCCGGCGGCGUCACCGGCGGUAUUGCUAAAACCGCCGUUGCUCCACUUGAGCGAAUUAAAAUUCUUUUUCAGACCAGAAGAGAGGAGUUUAAAAAGAUAGGACUUGUAGGAUCAAUCAACAAGAUUGGCAAAACUGAAGGUUUGAUGGGUUUCUACCGAGGGAAUGGCGCAAGUGUUGCUCGGAUAGUUCCCUAUGCAGCUCUUCAUUACAUGGCUUAUGAGGAAUACAGGAGAUGGAUCAUCAUUGGUUUCCCAUACACUACCCGAGGUCCAUUGCUUGAUCUUGUAGCCGGAUCAUUCGCUGGUGGUACCGCGGUUCUUUUCACUUAUCCUCUUGACCUGGUCCGGACAAAGCUGGCUUAUCAGGUUGUUGGUUCAGCAAAGGCGCAAGCAAAAACUGUUGUUCCCCUGGAACACAUUGUGUACAGAGGUAUUGUAGAUUGUUUCUCGAGGACAUACAGGGAAUCUGGAUUCCGUGGCCUAUAUCGUGGUGUAGCUCCUUCUCUGUAUGGGAUCUUCCCUUAUGCUGGUUUGAAGUUCUACUUCUAUGAAGAGAUGAAACGUCAUGUCCCUGCGGAACAUAAGAAAGACAUUUCCCUGAAACUCGUAUGUGGCUCGGUUGCUGGAUUGCUUGGUCAGACCUUAACGUACCCUCUUGAUGUUGUCAGGAGACAAAUGCAGGUUGAGAGACUAUAUGCAGCCGUUAAGGAAGAAACAAGAAGAAGAGGAACAAUGCAAACCCUUUUCAAGAUUGCUAGAGAAGAAGGUUGGAAGCAACUCUUCUCUGGGCUUAGUAUCAAUUACCUUAAGGUUGUACCAUCUGUAGCAAUAGGAUUCACAGUAUAUGAUAUUAUGAAGCUGCACUUAAGAGUCCCACCGCGAGAAGAAAUGGAGGCAGAAGCAGUGACGACACGCAAAAGGAACGUUUUCACCUAGUUCCAAGAUCACCCUUAAGGUGGUCUAAUUCUUUGUGGUGUUUUAAACCACAGAUUAUUGUAAGAGAUUGUACAUUCCAUUUUUUCCUUAGAGGAAACUGAAGCUAGCAUUCCUCCAAAUAAACAGUGCCAGAGUUCCAGUCAAAAACUCGAGGACUUCUAUGUAAUUAUAGAAUUACUUGAAUACUUUAAUUUUUCAUUCAGGAAUAUUAUU
Capsella rubella is the source of this 1395-nucleotide messenger RNA. RefSeq names its product mitochondrial carrier protein CoAc2. The transcript has 7 exons. The record is from RefSeq and is a predicted model, not a curated record. Lineage: Eukaryota; Viridiplantae; Streptophyta; Magnoliopsida; Brassicales; Brassicaceae. Bases 181 to 1182 code for a protein of 333 amino acids. Gene Ontology annotation, cellular component: mitochondrial inner membrane. Gene Ontology annotation, biological process: transmembrane transport.